GCACCAUCGUCAAGGCGCCAGACUCAAACAAACAGCAGGACACAUUUCUGAAGAAACGAUUGUAAACUCUAAGCUACAUAAGUAUAAAGAAGGAUAAACGAAAGCUAGAAACAUCGCUGAGCCAACAUAUAUGAGAUCUGUAUUCCACUCUCUGCCAUGAAGACCUCCAAACCAGAACUGCAGACCUCUACUCAGGAGGAGUGUGGUGUUUGGCUAGACACGGUGCAGCUGAAAGUAAAAGCUAAGCAGAAACGAGUCCAUCGUCCCAUUUCUAAGCUGCUGCAUCCCUUCUCUGAGGGCAGGGGAUAUAGUGUGGCGGUGGCACUCAACUUCACUCAGACCAAAUUGGAGAUGCCGAAAACAAAACAGAGCGCUUUAUCCACCUUCUACACAGCUCAGCGCAGAGUACUCAAUAAGAUGACAACUUCUGAAGCGCCGAACAUGGAUCCUCUGCAGCCUUCUUCAUUAUCUGCCUCAUCUACACAUGCCCUAUCUGCACCCACACCUGUGGUAUCGGGAACAAAACGAAGACGUGAAAUGGAUCUUGAAAUAUCUGACUUGCACAACUCUCAGCCUUGUGUGCAUUAUGAGUGGGAAAGUGAACAUUUUGCUGAGCCUGAAGCAUCAGCGUGGCAGGAACAGGCAGCAAGUCACACAAAUUCUCAAAAAAACAUGGACUGUGAAUAUAGAGAUGAGCAGUUUGAGGAGAUAAAUCCACCACUGAGUAAGAGGAGGGUCAAUGCAGCCUCAUUACCAGCUGACAGUCAACCUCCUCCUCAGGCGUGGAGUCAGGAUCCACUGCUCACAUUUAGCCAAUAUUCUCAAGAUGAAUGUGACCAGAUUAAUGAGAAACAUACCUCAGGAAAGAACUCUGAGCCAAGUUUCCCUUACAGUUUACAAAGUGAGUACGCCUUUGGUAUUCAGAUUGAUGUGGAAGGUAAAACCUCGACUCAGAAAUCCUUGAAAAAUACUCAUUAUUCUCAGAUGGAUGAUGAGAAAGAAAACGGCAGGGUUUUGUUUUCUAUUUCCCCCCCAAAACACGCAGCUGUCUCUCAUAUUAAACCUCUUUCAUAUCCUAAAUGGACAGAACCAAAAAGUGCAUCACCGCAAAAACAUAAUCCUGUGCACCCGUGGAAAUGGGCUGAUAAAGACGAACGCCUGGAGUCACAGUUCAAGUGGACCAAACCAAGCAGCUCUCCUCUGAAGAAACGAGCGCCACAGAAGUCCUGCAGAGAGGUUGACCAGGACAGUCUGGCCAUGUUGUUCACCCAGGACUCUGAAGGCUUCAGGGUGAUAGCGCACAGAGAUCUGCAAACCAGGAGUCCACUCAAAGAUCAGAGUAACACAAAUGCUGGGACGGGGAGAACGAGCGCUUACAAAUCUCUUGUGGAGGAGGAGGAAGACGAGAUGCUCUUUACUCAAGACUCUCAGGGAAAUAUGGUGAUCAAACACUGAAAGAACACAGGCUAAUGUUAUUUGAGCUUAUAUGUUGAUAAUUGUUCUCCACUUUUUGUCUCAGGUAUUGCAGACUGUUUUAAAAGCUCUAUAUACGGUCUGUCUCCAUAAUGACCCCAUGGUCUUAAAGGUACUUGAUAAUUAAAAUAUUGAUACUU
This is a messenger RNA of Eleginops maclovinus (Patagonian blennie), 1613 nucleotides long. Its product is annotated as aurora kinase A- and ninein-interacting protein. The transcript is spliced from 4 exons. NCBI's taxonomy places the organism in Eukaryota, Metazoa, Chordata, Actinopteri, Perciformes, Eleginopidae. The record is from RefSeq and is a predicted model, not a curated record. Gene Ontology annotation, biological process: spindle organization. The coding region runs from base 157 to 1455 and encodes 432 amino acids. Gene Ontology annotation, cellular component: centrosome; spindle pole.